Molecule: messenger RNA, 603 nt
Organism: Ascochyta rabiei
Lineage: Eukaryota; Fungi; Ascomycota; Dothideomycetes; Pleosporales; Didymellaceae
Exons: 2
Coding region: 1-603 (200 amino acids)
Biological process (GO): DNA synthesis involved in DNA repair; DNA-templated DNA replication
Cellular component (GO): delta DNA polymerase complex
Molecular function (GO): DNA-directed DNA polymerase activity
Source: RefSeq, a predicted model, not a curated record
AUGCCGCCGAAACGACGAGUAUCAGGCGCUACGGCCAAGUCGCAACAGGCGACCCUCGCGUUCCACGGAGGCGCCAACAAAGUCACAAAGGCCGGCGCACGAGCGCAGAACGCGGAGAAGAGCCUCCUCUCCAAGAGCGCGGCGAAGGCUACCAAGCCGGAUGCAUUCAACUUGGAGACUGUCGAAGAAGCGAAGCCGACGACUGUAGAGGCUGACAUUAUCGAUCAAACCGAGAAGGAAGUCGCGGCGCAAAAGGCUGAGAGCAGUCCAGAAGACGAGACUGCGAGACGCAUGACAGAUGCUGCAAUCAAGAAAUACUGGACUACGAAGGAGAAGCAGAGACUAGCGCCGAGAGUGCACCAGGAUGACCUGAGCUUGUACGAAAAGGUGCUACGGGAGUUUGACAUGAGCGGACAGUACGGCCCCUGCACUGGUAUUGCACGACUGAAGCGCUGGAAACGGGCGUACCGUUUUGAACUCGAGCCUCCGAUGGAGGUGCUUGCUGUCCUUUUGAAGGAGCAGGAGGGCGCCAAGGAUCAGCUUGUGGUCCAGCGGUCUCACGUGGACGAGCUGUUGAACACCAGGACGGAAGUCGAAGUAUGA